GCUGAAAGACGACGCACCAGAAAACCGGCUGCUGCGUGUUUGAAGGAGACUUGACAGCAGAAUGAGAUCUGAGUGGAUUGAGUGAUCUUUACUUUCUAGGCUCAUUUCAAUACAUUUGUAAUUCAUCUGCUGUGGUUUGUGAUGUCAUAAUCAUGAACGCCCCUCGUCAGCUGUUACGGAUUCAGUGCAUUGGGUGCAUUGCACGUUUUUUGGGGACACCCAUACAGCGAGUGAUCCUACCUACUGGAGCACAUCUGCAAACCCCUGGAUCACAGCACAACUAUGGCCAGCUUCCGAGACCAUUCCACUGCAGUGCAGUAUGUUCCAUGAGUCGUCCAAGCCAGACACAGCUUGAGAAGACAGUUAAAGAUGAGACGCUUAAUAAAGAUAAAGGUUUAGUCACACAUGAUGAUUUAUUUGAGCGAGCUGCUAGAGACUCAAAGACCAAGGCUGAUUUUAACAGGGUCAUGGAUGUUUUCAGCAAGAAGGACAUUCGGCGACGAGGCCAUGUGGAGUUUAUUUAUGCUGCCCUGAAGAAGAUGCCAGAAUUUGGAGUAGAACGAGACAUUACUGUUUACAACAAACUCCUGGAUGUGUUUCCAAAAGAGGUGCUCAUGCCACGGAACUUCAUUCAGAGGAUGUUCAACCACUACCCACGGCAGCAAGAGUGUGGAGUACAGCUGCUGGAGCAGAUGGAGAACUAUGGUAUCAUGCCGAAUGUACAGACUAAGGUUUUACUGGCUCAGAUAUUUGGGGAAAAGAGUCAUCCUAUGAGGAAGUACCAGCGUAUCAUGUACUGGUUUCCCAAAUUCAAGCAUGCAAACCCCUUCCCCAUCCCACACGUGCUCCCUAGUGACCCAGUAGAGCUCGCUCGAUUCGGUCUUACCCGGAUUGCAGAUGACCUGGAUGCUAAAAUAACAAUCUAUCAGUAUCCAUCAACAGACAUCACAGAGACUGGUGAAGAAGUUAUGCGCCCCCAUAUUAUAGGUAUUCAAAGUCCAAACCAGCGCUCCCUUCUGGCUAAACACAAUCCAUGCAGGCCUGUGUUUGUCGAAGGCCCUUUCCCACUAUGGCUCAGAAAGACUUGUGUUCAUUAUUACCUACUCAAGGCAGACCCUAUACCGUCUGAGGAAAAGGUUGAGGAAGAAUUUGACCCUGAGAUGAUCGGUCCGGAGCAGUCUCUCUUCUACCCUCAGCGACUGGAACUCGACCUGGAAAGAGACAUGGGGGAUGAUUUCAGUUUCGAUGUGGAUGAUGUGGAAGAGGGGCUGGUUUACGCCAUGUGUAUGGCUGGUCAGGGAGACCAGGUCACUCUGUCUCAGUGGAUUUCAGGUCUACAGGAGACCUGUCCCAUAUUGGGCCAGAUUCCCACAGUGUUCCGACUGGAAUCUGGACCUAGAGAACUGCAAACCACAUCAGACGCUCAGCAAACCCCUGAGCAGGAGGUUGAAACAGAUCAAAUUAUCGAGGAGGAACCGCUACACUCACAAAGAGUAAAACAGUGAGAGUUUGCUGUUGUAAAAGCCAUCCCGAUGUAUGUGCAUUUUAUGAAGAUGGACUGUGGCAGUUAAACAUGAAUCUAAUAUGAUGCACCUUAUAUUUAAUUUAGUAACCAGAUACCGAUUUUAUGUCUUGUCAGUUACACACUGUUUUUGAAUUGAGAUCUGUCUACAUUAUGUACAGUUGUUCCAUUAUAUGUAAACAUGCCAUUGACUGAUUUGGCAGUACAAUAAAACAUAA
Molecule: messenger RNA, 1740 nt
Organism: Sinocyclocheilus grahami
Lineage: Eukaryota; Metazoa; Chordata; Actinopteri; Cypriniformes; Cyprinidae
Product: evolutionarily conserved signaling intermediate in Toll pathway, mitochondrial-like
Exons: 8
Coding region: 153-1505 (450 amino acids)
Biological process (GO): cell surface receptor protein serine/threonine kinase signaling pathway; innate immune response
Cellular component (GO): mitochondrion
Molecular function (GO): protein binding
Source: RefSeq, a predicted model, not a curated record